GCUCACUUCUCUGGCUGCCAGCGUCCAGUUGAGGGUGAACAGAUCGGCACCAGCUGGCUCCGCCCUUGGGAGACGUAGUUUUAUCAGCAUCUUACCUAGGAGUGCUCUUUGGCAGACCCAGGUAAAAGAGUGCUGCAGCACAGAAAGUACACCCAUGGUGAGAGAUAGAUCUCCUGGCACAGCAUUGUCCAGUGCGCCUCUGUCGUACUUGGCAUUAUACUUGGGCAAAACGGAGGUGCUGAUGCCAAGUCACUACUCUCUUAAGCAAGUGGAUUAGUAAGAGCACCGUCUUUGGAUCAGAGUGGCAGAUCUGUUGUGCAGAAGCAAGUUGGGCUUGAGAGGUCUGACCGCCAUGUUGCCACCAGUAUACAAGUCUGUUGAGUUGACGCAUGUCAGGUACCCUGAGGGCGAUGGACUUGGGAAGCUCCUGGCCCUGGCCUCCCUGGCCCCUUAUACCAUAGCCUUUGGCGCCUUCCCUGCGCUUAUCAUAUUCAGGCGGGAGCUGCAAACCAUGGUCUUCUGCUUAGGCUUGAUUGUCAAUGAGGCCCUCUGCCAGUCGCUGAAGCGCUUCUUCAUGGAGCCAAGACCACCAUCAUGUGCGAUCCUGGAGUGUUGUAGUUCCUUCGGAUGGCCUUCCAGCCAUUCCGCAUGGGUCACCUUCUUUGCAACUUAUUCCACGCUCUUGUGCCUUCGACGAUUGACCUUCUCCGAUUGGUUGAGCAAGUGGGCCGCUGUCGUCAUUCCCUGGCCCGUCGCAUUCUCCGUCAUGUGGUCCCGAGCGUAUCUAGGAUAUCAUACGUGGCGUCAAGUAUGGGCUGGAGGAGCCAUUGGGUGCUGCAAUGCCCUUGCGUGGUAUGUAAUAUCCGCUUGCGUCUUCAUUCCCACCUUUCGAACCAUUGAAGAUCAUCCCAUUUGUCGAUACUUGUGUAUCAGGGAUUCUAGUCACAUACCUAAUGUUAUGCUGGCAGAGUAUCGUCAUUCUCGAGUUGUCCGAAAGCAGAACGAGUUUGAGGGCCGCUGAGAGGAGGCAAGCUGAAGCUUUAACGACGCAACCGGAUAGAGAUCAAGUCAACAUUGUUGGUCAUUUAGUCCAUUCUUCUAUCCUUCUCAUCCGAUCAGAUGACGUCCUCUUUGAAUAACAAGCCAGCCUGCCAUGCAGGUUGCAUGCGCCCUUGAUUUGAGGGUUGCAGAAUCCCCAACGCAUUAAUAGUAGGGUGAAGUUUGCCUUGCCAUGCCGCCCAAUUAUGUUCUGCCCUUCGAGCUCUUAGUCUUGUUCUCUGUAGGAAUAAGGUACGAUGCGAUUGUUAUCAAGUCAUCUGCGUGGCAUCUGUCCAGGGAAUUAAAGCUAGGCUAAAACGGCCUCGUGGUGAAGAAUGUGCUUUACUGAGCAUCCAGGGCCACUAAUAACCUCUGCAUUGGACUCGAUGCUACGUAUACACUGUAUCCGAC
Klebsormidium nitens is the source of this 1449-nucleotide messenger RNA. The record is from the annotation of a GenBank genome assembly. NCBI's taxonomy places the organism in Eukaryota, Viridiplantae, Streptophyta, Klebsormidiophyceae, Klebsormidiales, Klebsormidiaceae.